AUGGGUAAAACUGCCAUUGUUUUCGGCGCCAACGGCAUUAGCGGUACCGCACUUAUCGAAAGAUUAACAAGUGCGUCCAAAGAAGAGUGGAGUCAGAUUGUGGCCGUGUCUCGUCGUCCUCCACAAAUCGAUCAUGAGGACCAGCGUGUGCGAUUUGUGUCGUGCGACCUUUUGAACGGCACCAUUCCUGAAAUGGCAAAAUCGCUCGUCGAAGCGGGCGCGGGCAAUGCUCAACAUGCCUUUUUCUAUGCUUACAUCAUGAAGCAAGAUCCAAAGGAAGAAUCCAAAAUAAACACGGAAUUGCUGCAUCGAGCAUUGCAGCUGUGCGAAAACGCUUGCCCUGGUUUGCAAACAUUCAUGUUACAAACCGGUAUGAAGGGUCCACCCGCCAUGUCUUCGCUUCCUUUCCGCGAAGAUGCUCCUCGUCCCGAAGGCGAGAACUUUUACUACCCUCAAGAAGACUUGGUCAAGCAAUUUUCCAAGGAACACAACUGGCGAUGGAUUAUCACUCGCCCCAAUAUCAUUGCCGGCGUCAGCCGAGGCAAUUACAUGAAUAUGGCCGUGUCGCUGGGUAUUUAUGCUGUGUUGCAAAAGGAACUGGGUCGCGAAUUCAAGUUCCCAGGCAACAAGUUCGCGUGGCAAAACAUUGUUGACCAGUCCGCCGCUGUCAAUAAUGCCGAUUUCCAGAUUUGGGCAAGCACUAAUCCUAAAGCCGCCGAUAACAUUUUCAACAUCACCAAUGGUGAUAAAAUCACUAUCUCCGAAUUAUGGCACAAGAUUGCAGACUAUUUCGGUUUAAAGGUGCCCAAGGACGAAGACCAGUUCAAGAAGUGUGACAAAAAGGAAGGCCGAUGCGCCGAAUUCAGUCUCAAGGACUACAUGUAUGAAAACGAGGAUAACUGGAAGAAGCUGGCUCAAAAGUACAAUCUCGAUCCCAAAGCUAUUGAAUACUGUACCUGGGACUUUGUUGAUCAAACAUUUGAGCGCACUUGGCCUGAUGAUUCGACCAUCGAAAAGGCCCGUUCCUUGGGUUGGGACAAGAAGCUGGACAGCGCCAAGGAGUUUUACAAUGCCUUUGACAAGAUGAAGCAGUUGAAUAUGCUUCCUAGCAAUUAA
Molecule: messenger RNA, 1116 nt
Organism: Radiomyces spectabilis
Lineage: Eukaryota; Fungi; Mucoromycota; Mucoromycetes; Mucorales; Radiomycetaceae
Product: NAD(P)-binding protein
Exons: 5
Coding region: 1-1116 (371 amino acids)
Source: RefSeq, a predicted model, not a curated record